AACAGUUUAACACAGCAACCUUUCCGGGUUGGCGCCAUUUCACCUUCUCUCUCGAGUCCACUCAGUGACUUCCAUCAUCUCUCUGUCUCCAUCUCUCACUCUAAGCCCUAGCUCUCUCUCCCUCACAAACCGGUGAUUCAAGGUUUCUUGGAGCUUCAAUUCUGCAUUUCGACACUCGGAACGCCGCAACAAUAGAAUCUACAAUGGCGGAGCGUCGCUCUAAACGCCCCAAAAUCACCAGAGGGGAAGAUGAUUAUUUACCUGGGAAUAUAACUGAGAUUGAGCUCCAUAAUUUUAUGACAUUCAAUGAUCUGAAAUGCAAACCGGGUUCACGUUUAAAUCUUGUAAUUGGACCCAACGGAUCAGGGAAAAGCUCUCUCGUGUGUGCCAUUGCCCUAGGUCUUGGCGGUGAUCCUCAGCUGCUUGGAAGGGCUUCUAGUAUUGGUGCAUAUGUGAAGCGUGGGGAGGAGUCGGGAUACAUCAAGAUUUCCUUGAGAGGGGACACUGAAGAGGAGCAGAUUACCAUUAUGCGCAAAAUAGAUACACGUAACAAGUCUGAGUGGUUGUUCAAUGGCAAAGUGGUGGCAAAAAAAGAUGUAAUUGAAAUCGUUCGAAGGUUCAAUAUCCAAGUCAACAAUUUGACUCAAUUCUUGCCACAAGACAGGGUCUCUGAAUUUGCUAAGUUAACUCCUGUGCAACUUCUAGAAGAAACAGAAAAGGCUGUUGGUGAUCCUCAACUACCAGUCCAACAUUGUGCUCUUGUUCUUAAAAGUAGAGAACUGAAGAAACUUGAAAAAGCUGUAGAGCAGAAUGGGGAAAUGUUGAAUUGUUUGAAGACACUUAAUUCUGAACGAGAAAAAGAUGUUGAGCGUGUCCGUCAAAGACAAGAACUUCUAGCAAAGGUUGAAUCCAUGAAAAAGAAACUGCCAUGGUUGAAGUACGAUAUGCAGAAGGUCCGAUAUAUGGAAGCUAAAGAGCAGGAGAAUGAUGCAAAAAAGAAGUUGGAUGAAGCUGCUAAGACUUUGAAUGAUAUCAGAGAACCUAUAGAGAAACAGAAGCAAGAGAAAGCAGCACUAGAUGCUAAAUGCAAAAAAGUUAGUGGGCUCAUGAAUGGCAAUUCUAAGAGGCGCAUGGAACUUCUAGAGAAGGAAAAUCGUUUGGGAGUGCAAGUACGAGGAAAAUACAAUGAAAUGGAAGAGUUGAGGAGGCAAGAAGAAUCACGUCAACAAAGAAUUUCAAAAGCUAAGGAAGAUCUUGUUGCUGCUGAACUAGAACUUGCUAGCCUGCCUCCCUAUGAACAUCCUAAAGAUGAAAUUGAAAGAUUAGGAUCUCAAAUUCUUGAGCUAGAAUUCUCUGCAAGUCAAAAAAGGCUCGUAAAGUCAGAAAAGGAAAAACUCUUAGGUCAGAAGAAAGGAGCCCUGAGGCAGUGUGUAGAUAGGUUGAAGGAUAUGGAAAAUAAAAAUAAUAAACUGUUACAGGCAUUGCAAAAUUCCGGAGCUGAAAAGAUAUUUGAAGCUUAUCACUGGUUGCAGGAACAUCGCCAUGAGUUGAAUAAGGACGUGUAUGGUCCUGUGUUGCUUGAGGUUAAUGUGUCACAUCGGAUUCAUGCAGACUAUUUGGAAGGUCAUAUCCCUUAUUAUAUUUGGAAGUCCUUCAUAACUCAGGAUCCUGAUGACCGGGAUUUCUUAGUAAAAAACUUGAGGUCAUUUGAUGUUCCUGUCUUAAAUUAUGUGCGGAAUGAAGAUCGUCAUAAAGAACCCUUUCAAAUAUCUGAGGAGAUGCGCAAACUUGGCAUCUCCUCCCGGCUUGACCAAGUGUUUGAUUCUCCUGAUGCUGUCAAGGAGGUUUUGACUAGCCAAUUUGCUCUGGAACAUUCGUAUAUUGGAUCCAGGGAAACUGAUCAGAAGGCUGAUGAGGUUUCGAAAUUAGGAAUUUUGGAUUUUUGGACUCCAGAAAAUCACUACAGAUGGUCUGUUUCUAGAUAUGGUGGUCAUGUUUCAGCAAUUGUUGAACCGGUGGCUCGCUCACGUCUUCUUGUCUGUAGUACGGAUACUGGGGAAAUUGAAAGGCUGAGGUCCAAGAAAAAGGAGCUUGAAGAAAUCAUUGAUGAUUUAGAGGAAAAUUUCAAAUCACUUCAGAUAGAACAAAGACUUUUAGAGGAUGAAGCAGCUAAACUUCAUAAGCAGCGGGAGGAGAUUAUCAACACUGUACAACUUGAGAAGAGAAAGCGUCGUGAAAUGGAAAACCGAGUUAGUCAAAGAAAACGGAAAUUAGAGUCUAUGGAGAAGGAGGAUGACUUGGAUACAGUUAUGGCAAAGCUCAUAGACCAAGCUGCAAAAUUUAACAUUCAACGGUACCAAUGUGUAAUUGAAAUUAAGAAUUUACUCAUUGAGUCAGUUUCCUACAAACGAACUUUCGCCGAAAAGCAUAUGACCUCCAUUGAAUUUGAUGCAAAGAUUAGAGAAUUGGAAGUUGGUAUCAAGCAGCAAGAAAGGUUUGCUAUGCAAGCAUCCUUGCACUUUGAGAAUUGUAAGAAGGAAGUGGAGGAUCAUCGACAGCAACUGGCAGCUGCCAAGAGGCAUGCAGAAUCAAUUGCCGUGAUCACUCCAGUACUUGAGAAAGCAUUCCUUGAGAUGCCAGCUACAAUAGAGGAUUUGGAGGCUGCUAUUCAAGAUACUAUCUCUCAAGCCAAUUCUAUUCUUUUUCUAAACCACAACAUUUUGGAAGAAUAUGAAGAGUGUCAACAAAAGAUAGAAGCCAUUUCUACAAAACUGGAAGCAGAUGAAAAGGAACUGAGGAUGUAUUUGGCAGAAAUAGAUGCCCUGAAGGACAAUUGGCUUACCACAUUGAGAAACCUUGUUGCUCAAAUAAAUGAGACCUUUAGUCGAAACUUCCAAGACAUGGCUGUUGCUGGAGAAGUUUCAUUGGAUGAGCAUGAUAUCGAUUUUGAUCAAUUUGGGAUACUUAUAAAAGUCAAGUUCAGGCAAGCAGGAGAACUUCAAGUUCUUAGCGCCCACCAUCAAUCUGGAGGGGAGCGCUCAGUUGCAACUAUUCUGUAUCUUGUUUCUCUACAAGAUCUCACAAACUGCCCUUUUAGGGUGGUUGAUGAGAUAAAUCAAGGAAUGGACCCAAUAAAUGAAAGAAAGAUGUUCCAGCAACUAGUGAGAGCUGCAAGCCAACCUAAUACACCACAAUGUUUCUUACUUACACCUAAGUUGCUACCGGAUCUAGAAUACAGUGAGGCUUGUAGCAUUCUGAAUAUAAUGAAUGGACCAUGGAUUGAGCAGCCUUCAAAAGUGUGGAGCAAUGGAGAUUGCUGGGGAACUGUCGUUGGUUUAUUAGGAAAAAGCCAAUGCUAAAAGAACAAUCACAGAUGAUGAUUUCUCCUCCUUCAGGAAUUAUGCAAAAGAGCAAGUUCACAAAUCCAGGGCAAUCCAUCAAAAGCAAGCUGUUUGUUGUAGAGUUUUACCUCUUCCGCCCUUUGUAAGAAGGAUUUUUUUCUUAUAGAUGAAGUUAUGAUUAUUAGGGCAGGGCUCAUUUCUUGCUCAAAGCCUUAUUUAUGAAGACAGACCAAUCUCUGCCAGUGUCACCUGAAGGAUCUAGUCAAGCAUGCUAAAUUGAUGAUUGAUGAACCAACCUGCUCUUCACAACUUUGUAUGCCCAGAUGUUGAUACUAGUCUGUUAUUUAGUGAAGUAUCAUCCUUCACUCCUUGUAUAAGCCUUUUUGUAAUAGUAAAUUAACCUAUUUCUGUGAAACAAAACUAAUCAUUCAGGCAAGGAGUUGUGUUUUCUGGUGUCCUAAGAUGUUGAAUCUUAAGUUAAAUCUUUUGAGGGUA
Molecule: messenger RNA, 3836 nt
Organism: Vitis riparia (riverbank grape)
Lineage: Eukaryota; Viridiplantae; Streptophyta; Magnoliopsida; Vitales; Vitaceae
Product: structural maintenance of chromosomes protein 5
Exons: 30
Coding region: 204-3359 (1051 amino acids)
Biological process (GO): double-strand break repair via homologous recombination
Cellular component (GO): Smc5-Smc6 complex
Molecular function (GO): ATP binding; ATP hydrolysis activity
Source: RefSeq, a predicted model, not a curated record